AUGAUACAUGGUGACCAUUACACCAUAAUGGCGAUUAUGGUGGACUGUAAUUUGUUUCAACAGUUCAAAUUACUGUUUGUGUUGAAGUGUCUACCGGAGGCAUUGAACGUUUGUCCACAUCCACUAGCCAUGUUGACGGCCGAUCUCUCAGACGACGGCUUUGAGGACGUUCACUUCUGCUGUUCCGGUCGUGAACCGUUUCAGGCCCACUCUGCUGGUGUUUUUGCCGGCCUCAAUGGAUGUAGGGGUUGGGAGCUGGGUCUUCUGGCUGCGAGCCGCCUCUUUGGAUAUACUGUGGAGAUACUUGAUGGGGAUUCGGGGUCUGGCAACCGCUUAGAGGAGGAAGACGGGAGCGGUGUCAUAAUGAAAUACUUCGAGGUUAUGGUACUUUCCAACUCAAGUAACAAAUUACAGAUCAACUUGGCCAUCAUCAUCAUUUCUAAUGCGUUUGGUACCCCCACUACACCACUUCUCCAUGUGCUCAUGCCG
Molecule: messenger RNA, 489 nt
Organism: Opisthorchis viverrini
Lineage: Eukaryota; Metazoa; Platyhelminthes; Trematoda; Opisthorchiida; Opisthorchiidae
Exons: 6
Source: RefSeq, a predicted model, not a curated record